This is a messenger RNA of Tripterygium wilfordii, 1179 nucleotides long. RefSeq lists its product as uncharacterized. The coding region runs from base 648 to 1148 and encodes 166 amino acids. The transcript has 3 exons. NCBI's taxonomy places the organism in Eukaryota, Viridiplantae, Streptophyta, Magnoliopsida, Celastrales, Celastraceae. The record is from RefSeq and is a predicted model, not a curated record.
GUACGUUCCCUUUCUUCUCCUGAUGAAUUAAAACAGUCAGUUUCUCACUUUUUUGCGAGACAGCGAGGAAGCAGUCGCCGCCUACUCCUCUCUCGAUUUCUUCUUCUAUUACUCAUGUGCUAAUAGAAACUCACGAUGGUCACAACGAGACGCUCUCUCAGUGAUCUCCGUCAGAACGUAAAAAAUGGGAAAAAAAUCUUCAACGGUUUGGUUAAUAUGUUGAAGUCCCAAGAACAACAGCUUGAAACUCUCGUCAAAGAGAGGAACAUUCUCCAAGAUCAAAUCAAUAUGCAACACGAUCAACGGGUCUCUGAUAUUCGAUUUUACCAAGAUCAUAUCCCUCAGAGUCAUAGAAUGAAGUAGCAACCAUUCAUAUAUGCAUUUCAACAAAAAGAUUGUUACUUUGGGCAUUCAUUGACUGCCAAGGGGAACAAAGUGGUCUUAAUUAUAGUUUUAUUGUAUACACAAGUACAACUUCCAAGUACAUAUCUCACUCCUCAUAUGAUGAUAUUUAUGAUAUGAUAAUGAGUAGGUUCUUAUGGUGUUUUUUUUUAUUAUCAUAUGUAUACAUAUUGCUUGUAUAUUUUUGAAGGGGAGGCAGGUGCUGCAACUGUUCUCAUGUUUCGCCUUGAUUAAGCUAUGCUUCAAUGCAUUACCUUUUCCUAAUUGCAGAGGAUAAAGAUGACAAGUUAGCAGACAACAAAUCUUGUUUUGACUACCUCUCUCGGUACAUAAGGGAUAAUUCUCCAAGAAAAUCCGCAAAAUCUUACAAAAUAAAUUCUGGAAACAGAGAUGCUGACAAGGAUGUUGGAUCUAAGAUGCUGGAGGGUGAAGUACGAAGGCUCAAGCAUGAAUAUGAGAAGCUAGCUUCAGAAAAGCGUUCUGAGAUAUCUGCUUUAUUUGCUGGGAAGAAAUUUGUUUGGAACCAAUAUAAUCUCAUGGAACAAAAGCUCACCAAUCAACUAAAGAGUAAGCAUUCUGAACUUGAACUAGCAAACGGGAAUAUUGUGCAACUUCUUGGCAGUAUGGAGCAACUUCAGUCCGCUAACGAUGAGAAAAAUGAAUUGAUUGCAAGACUAAACGCUAAAGUAGCUGGGUUAGAGGCUGGGGCAAACAAGUCAGUGGAGCGAAUUUCUAAACUCUCUUAGGAUUUGGAGUUGUUAGUUUGUUCUCUCAUAA